UGUUCCGCCCUAAAAGCAGAACCGCCCACAGGACGCAGCUCGACUCGGCCAUUUCAGCCGGGGCACUGGGUGUUAUUGGUCUUCAUGAAGAAGGGGGGAAAAAAGUGGUAACUUCGGAAUCGCCUACACAGGGACGUCUAAUCUCCGGGAACAGUCACCUAAAGCUCAUAAAUAACGCUCUUAUAAAGCAGGCCGUGUAAUAUGGGGAACCGGGUGGCGCGUGAGGAUUUCGAAUGGGUUUAUACCGACCAGCCACAUGCCGACCGGAGAAAAGAGAUUCUCGCCAAAUAUCCAGAGAUAAAAUCUCUCAUGGGACCUGACCCGAGGCUAAAAUGGAUUGUCUGCAUGAUGGUAGCCAUCCAGUUCCUGGCUUUUUACCUCAUCAAGGAUUUGGAAUGGAAGUGGGUCCUGUUUUGGACUUAUGCGUUCAGCAGUUGCAUAAACCACUCCAUGACUUUAGCCAUCCAUGAAAUUUCCCACAACACAGCAUUUGGCAACAAUCAUGCGAAAUGGAAUCGCUGGUUCGCCAUCUUUGCUAACCUGCCUAUCGGUCUGCCAUACUCUGCCUCCUUCAAGCGCUACCACCUUGACCACCACCGCUAUUUGGGUGGGGAUGGCGUGGACGUGGACAUCCCGACCAAUUUUGAGGGCUGGUUCUUCUGCACUCGCUUUCGCAAGUUUAUUUGGAUUAUUCUUCAGCCGCUUUUCUAUGCAAUUCGGCCUCUGUGCAUCAAUCCAAAACCCAUCAGUCAGUUGGAGUUAGCUAAUGCGGCUGUCCAAUUUACAUUCAACAUUCUUCUCUAUUGGCUGUUGGGUGCCAAGCCUUUGUUUUACAUGCUGGCUGGCUCGAUGUUGGGAAUGGGCCUCCAUCCUAUCUCUGGACACUUCAUUGCUGAGCAUUACAUGUUCCUCAAGGGCCAUGAGACUUAUUCUUACUAUGGAUCACUGAAUCUGCUCACUUUCAACGUAGGCUAUCACAAUGAGCACCAUGAUUUCCCCAGCAUCCCUGGACGAAGGCUCCCUCUGGCCGCCUUCAUCAUCUUCUUCUUCACCACCAGCACCACUUGUGGACCAACUAAAACACUUGCGCAUAUUUGCUGCCCCUUCAGUUCCAGAAGAAUCGCAACCUCGGUACAAACGGUACCUACGCUACUGCAGAAGAACAAGUACCAUCACAUUUUAAGAAUAUUCAAUAGGAGGAAGACUAUCAUGCAAGUGACAGCAAAGUGCCUUGAUCUUCCUCAGGAGAUGACAGAAGUAACAGAAAAUGUGAAGAAAAUAGCAGCAGAGUAUUACGAUGAUCUCCCAUGUUACACAUCAUGGUUGAAAGUCCUCUAUGAUUUCAUCAUGGAUGACAAGCUGAGUCCAUACUCGCGUGUGAAGAGGAAGCUGAAGGGAGACCUGAAGUUGGAGUGAAUAGAUUUUCGUUGACCAAAAAUGAUUGCCCAGCCUCAGAUGUACAUACUCUACCUACUAACCCCUUUCAUAACCCCGUUCGGGACUAAGUUGUGUGUGAGUGAACAAAGACUAGCGCGCGUGUGUGUGUGUGUGUGUGUGUGUGUGUGUGUGUGUGUGAGAUUUGAAAGAAUGGUAAUUUUAUUUGAAUCAUUUCAAACAGUGUCUUCAAAGUCUGUUGGUGAAAAUGGAAUCAUUCCUCCUUCCUUGGGUUUUCACACACUGCAGCUUUGUUGAGUACACAACUACUGUUUGUCUAGGGAUUUUCUGUCACUACACAUUUUAAUUUUUGUGAUCUUUUUUCUUCUUCUUCUUCACUUCAUUUUUUAAAAAUAGUUUCCCUAAAAUUCAAACCUUAAUAUGCCUAAUGUACUUCUAACAUCUAAGCACCUAGUCCAAAAGAAAGCUGAUCAGCAAGAGCACCUAAAUGUAGUUUGAAUACAUCUGCUGCAAGCUGACUCACCUUGACGCAACAGUCUGCUUUCUACCAGCAAGUGACUGUGUCCUGCCUUCAGUGCUCACCACUGGCUGUGGUUUUUAAUGGGCCUUUUUUUUUUUUUGUCUGUAUAACUAACAUGGAGUGUGCACUCAAGGUGGGGACCUGAAUAAGUUCUCUCUGACUGAUAACUUAUCCUGUGUAUUUAUUCUUAGAUGGAGCCAGAGCAUUUGGAGAUCUGGUGACCUUGCUUGCAGAAUAACGUGUUCCUAUGCUGAUUCAGCAACAAAUUUUAAAGCCUGUGUGGUGAUGUGUAAAUUAUUUGUAAUGUUGGGCUUAAAGACAUUUAAUGGGUUGGAGAAAUGUUGCUUCUCAGUGAUCCUGUAGCUGUCCCACACUUUGAAGCUGGAGCUGACUAAUACAAAACUUUAAUCAAACAUAACUGUUUACUAGUAAAAUGUUUUGCUAUUUCAUAGGAUAAUUUUUUUUUUUUUUUUUUACAUGUCUUCAGUACCAGUGCGAGUGUCAAUACAUUAAGAAACAAAAUGACUUCUAGAUUUAGGAUUGUGCCUUUUGGUGAUUAAGUCACUGAUAUUACAUAUAUAAUAUUGCAUAUUAAAGAAUUCUCAAAUCUGAUUGAGCAGAAGGUGUUAAUUUUCUAUAAUAGCAACUCUGAUGGGAGUUCUGGCUAGGGCUGGGAGCUUGAGGACAUUUCUGCAAUACACGAUA
This is a messenger RNA of Ictalurus furcatus (blue catfish), 2620 nucleotides long. It is a transcript of the gene degs1, whose product is annotated as delta(4)-desaturase, sphingolipid 1. The transcript is spliced from 5 exons. The record is from RefSeq and is a predicted model, not a curated record. Gene Ontology annotation, cellular component: membrane. Gene Ontology annotation, molecular function: sphingolipid delta-4 desaturase activity. Gene Ontology annotation, biological process: ceramide biosynthetic process. The coding region runs from base 202 to 1416 and encodes 404 amino acids. NCBI's taxonomy places the organism in Eukaryota, Metazoa, Chordata, Actinopteri, Siluriformes, Ictaluridae.